UUUUUUUAAUUUAUUUUUUAAUAGCAUCACUGUGUAGGCUAUUGUAGUUAUAUAUACUACGGCUUUUGCUCGAAUAUUUCGCUCCAGCUAAUGUAAGCCUUAGAUUCAACACAUGUUAAUAAACAGGUUAGGCUGUCGUUUUUGGAAUAUUUAGAAAGGACGCGUUAUUUCCCAUGCGUAACGUGGUCAAUAGAAGAAACUGUGAAUUUAACAGGCUGUUGUAGCCCACUGAACACAGACAAGUAAGACUAUUAGUUAUCUGGACCUAUCGGUGAUUAUCAGCGAUUCCAUAACGGGUGAGACGUGGGAAUGCGGUGGUUAUCAGGCACUGAGCUGUCUGGCUUUGUUGUGCAAAGAGCUUGCCAGAAGUCGGACUGAAUUUUCGCCAUGCGACGCUAAGCUUAUGCGGGGCCGCAACUGCAGAAUAUUGCCUGGAGUGUUUGCACGACUUCCCCCGAGAAACAACUUAUAACGCAUCCUGCUAGGGUCUGACUACACCCCCGUGCCAUGAAGACCCAGACGACAAACCCCGAGGGCCGGACGCCCACCCGCCAGCGCCUGUCCCGGUUCCGCAUCCGCUCGCGGAAGAAGAAGGAGGGGGUGAUCCAGGGUAAGCUGCGCAUCAAGUCCCUCCCGGGAGCCUUCCUGGUCCUGGGCGUGGUGGUGGUGGUGGUGGGCACGGCGCUGGCCGUGGCCGGGUACUGGCCCUACCGGAGCCAGCGCUCCAGCCUCCCGGGGCAAGGCGGCGUGGUCCUGACGGACUCCCAGGGGUCCGGGUGGGGGCUGUUGACGGCGGCGAGCCUCAUCCACAGCGAGCGCAUGAAGCUGCUGGGCCCGGUCAUCAUGGGCGUGGGUCUGUUCAUCCUGAUCUGCGCCAACACGGUCCUGUACGAGAACCGGGACCGCGAGACGCAGAUGCUGCUGGCACAGAUGCGCAACGUCAUCUGCUCCGUGUCGGCCGUCGUGCCCUCGGCCGACCUCGCCGAGCUGGCCGUCAGCUCGCUGACCGCCCGGCACUACCAGUGGGUGAGCAGCCUGCCCGCCGCCCACCUCAACAUCCUCUGUCUGCAGGACCUCACCAGCUCCGAGCCCCUGCUGCACGUCAAGAGCUCCAUCAUGGAGGACGACGGGGACCCCGCCAACGACGACGACCCCCACCUCCGGCGGCAGUCGGAGAGCACCCAGCGGCAGAGGUCCAUGCUAAAGACAGAGGUGGUGCAUCACCAGGAGUCUGCCUCCACCCCCUCCAUCCCCACCCUGUCCUCCAACUCCGGCAACUCCAGCAAGGCGGACCUGAACGAGGGGGGGACCCAGGGCCGAGCCUCCCCGGGGGAACAGCGCCACCAUGAGGCGCCUCACAAGCUCAGCAACUGCCUGACGGCCUCCUCCAUGUCCACACUGGAGGGGGAGGACUGGGAGGUGGCGUCAGUGGUGGCCCCCCGGCGCUCACAGAGCCUCAGCUACAGGACUAAUCCUCGCAGGGUGUCCCAUGAGGUCACCUUGCGGAUGGACGUCACGGCUGACGACGACUCGGCCGACGCACCUGGGCGCGUCCCGAGGGAGUGCGGCUCGGAGGUGUGUGUGAACAUGGCGGCGGGCAUGGCACCGGACGAGGCCUUCGAGCUCGCCUCGGUCGAGGAGCAGAGGCAUCGCAGCUGGCCGCGCCUGGACCUGGGCUACGCCCGCCGCUACCUGAAGCUGGAGAACAAGGAGGACUCCGUGGACAAGCUGCUGGAGCAGCUGGAGCAACAGUGCUCGCCGUGGGACAAGAGCUUUGGCUCGGGGCCCUUCCAGUGAGGUCGCCACUCAGGAAGGACCUCUCCUGGGCCGCCAUCUUGGAUCUCCUUCUCCUGCAGCACGUAGGAUACGUCUCCGUGGAAGCAUCGGAUAUGGGAAGCAGCCUUGCAGCGGAGUUCUUUACACGUCCAUUGUCGUAGUCUUCCUAAACAAGGAAAGGCUUCAAAAGGACUUGCUGUCUUCCCCUCAAACAAAUCAUGGUAUCAUUGUGGACCAAGUUAUUAUUAUUGGGUGCGCAGUACCAUGGAGAGACCAUUCCAAAGGCUUAGAACAUUUUCUAAAAGGCAGGGCUGCGAUUUUCAGUGGCGCAGAUAUGUAAACAGGGAGUUGGGCUGGUGGCGAUGCUGGAGUCAUCUGAGAGAAGGCAGAGCCUGCGCUGUGGAAGAUGAGAGGAGCGAUUUGCCGUUUGUGUACAAGAGAGCUGACUCGGUUCACCCUGUGGAAGACGGCGCCACUCGUUGCCAAAGAGCCUCUGAUUUUCCUGGACGCCAUUUGCACACAACGUUACGGUACGGCACAUGGCAAACGGAUUACGAUUGGACAACUUGUCACUGUGCGAUCGACACAAACAAUAAACCCAAGGAAGCCCAAAGGUGCUGAUCCAUAUAUUUUUUGUUUUUUUGAUAACACAAAGUUCGUACGAGGAGAACUGUCUGGAUAAUUAAGGCAGCACACAUCAGAAGAUUAUGCAGAGCGUGAUAUCAAACAAACCCCACGAAGCAGAUUACUCUUCCCACUGUGUCUCCCCUACCAGCAGAAUAUGCGUCCCCGUCUUGGUCACAACAGGGUGGAGAGGCUCUUCCUUACACUCUCUCUGUCCCUGGUUGUCUCUGCUGUACAGAGAAAGUCCCCCGUCUGUGUGUGUCUGUGUGUGUGUGUGUGUGUCUGUGUGUGUGUUGAUGGAGGAGGCUGCCUGGCUGCUCAUGUUGGUUUUAAGAUCUGCAGUCAUCAGUGUUAAUGCAUGCGGUGAAGCAAGCACGUGAAUAUGACAUUUCAAGGGCCGCACUGUCUGAUGUGGGAAGAUGGCUCCACAGUGUUUACAAAACUAGACCCCUCCAUCCCCUUUCUCCCCCUCUCUCUUUCUCUUUCUCUCUCUCUCUCUCCUGGCCCUCUCUCUGUUUUUUAUACUCUUUCCUUCUCCACCUUUUUUUCUCUUUCUCUCUCUCACGUUCUCUCUCCCCAUCGCUCUCUCUCUCUCUCAUCUCUCUUGUCUAUCUUUAUCUUCAUCUCUCCUCUCCGUCUACCCCCCUCCCCCGCCUCCUUCUCUAUUUGGUCUGUGAUGCCUGUCCUGUAUGCCAUGUGACGAUCUGUGUUUCUAAAUGUAUGCUAAGCAAUAUCUGCAGUCAGAAGAACAAUCAAUCAGUGACUUUACUCAAGCCCUUUACCUUCACAGAGUGCAAUUUCCUCUCCAUGCCUGUGUCACAAAUAAAGAGGCAAAGCAUAGAAUACAAAA
Clupea harengus (Atlantic herring) is the source of this 3250-nucleotide messenger RNA. RefSeq names its product transmembrane protein 200B (gene tmem200b). The record is from RefSeq and is a predicted model, not a curated record. Lineage: Eukaryota; Metazoa; Chordata; Actinopteri; Clupeiformes; Clupeidae.